CUAGAGCUUUAAGUUUGGCGAGCCUUCGUUCAGUCUCAACAUAAACUAGACAUCAUUUCAUAUCGACAAGUGCUAAAGUUAAGACGUGUUUUUUUCAACUUCUGGUUGAUUUUUCAACAAAAGUGAAAAGCCAAAAAGUUAAUUAAAUGAAUUAAAAGUGUUCAGUCCAGGUGUCUGGUUGUCAAAUAUUUCAAAGUCAAAAAAUUUAAAGCUAUUAAAACACGUGUUUUCUACAGACAACUCGUCUUCAAUAUUCGGUAUAAAACGAAAUAAAAAGUGUUACUAGGUCGACUAGACUGUAAAUUAACGAAAGAGGAAGAAGCGUUAAGCAUACAAAACGUGAAGUGAUAAUUCAAUAAAAUAUCGUAAUCGAAAGUAAAUUUUUAAACAAUUUGAAGGUCGUGCUAGUGAAAAAAAAUUACAAAUUGUUUAAUUAUCGAUAGAAAAAGCACUUAAAAUAAUUAAAGAAAAAAUGAAAUUCACAAAUUUAAUUCUACCUUGCUUCUGUUUAAAUUACCUGUUGGUUGUAUUCUUGAUCGGAAUAGCCGAAGGUCCUUCACAAACCGUAGCGCAAAGUCAGCCUUCAUUUGAAUUACCAGUACAAUUAGUUGGAUUUCCAGUAAUUAUUUUAUCUGUUCGAUUGGCAAAUUUUGCCAAGAAAUUAGCUUAUUCACUAAAUCCAAGAACUUACAUGGGGAGAACACGUAGAGAGGCAUCAGAUUAUUACGGUGAAGUUUCUGAGUCAGCAAUUAAUUUAGCCAUAGCAGAAAGACAAAUUUUAACAGAAUUAGGACCUAAGGCUUGUGUCAUUGAAGAGCCAUGCAGAAUUCAUGCAACAAGAAAAGCCAAACGUGGUGCACAACCAGACUGGAGUGAUAUUUUAAGCAAUUACAAAGUUCAAUCAAAUGGAAUGAAACAAUGGUACUUGUUAUCAGUUUUUAUUGGAGAUGAAGUUCGUGAUCCAGCUCUCUGUAAGCAACUUUCCAAACGACUUGCAUGCGAUCGAAACAUCAAAGUUCCAAUUAGAGAUUAAGAAUACACAUUGAAUCAUGCAUCAUCAUUUUGUUUAAUUUAUUUAUUUCUUUAAGUUUGAAGAAAUUUAUUAAAAAAACAAAAAACAAGGAAAAUAACUUUAGGGACAUUUCGAUAAAUUUAAAAAACGUGUUAUUUUUUUCGGAUGAAGAAAAUCGUUUUGGAUGUAGAAAAAAUUAUGCAUAAAAUGCACUGACUUAUUUUUUAAGUAGAAUGAUUUAUAAAAAGGUAUUGGCUCAAUUGAAUAUGUACAUAGAAUAUAAGGAAACUAGUCAAAAGCCGGGCGUAUGUAAUUUUUUCAUAUACAUGUGUAGGAAUUUUGUUUUCGAAAUGUCUAGAAGAAUGGCUCAUUUUCAUGCUUACAGUUUGGAAAAUGGAUUUUAUUUGUGUAGAAAAAAAUCGCGCAAUUGAAAUGUUUUCACUUCUUCUUCUUCCUUCACUUUUUCACUUUUUGUGCAUUAAGAGUUGCAAUGUACAAUGUACAGCACUAGAAAUAUUAAAUUCCAUAGACACAAAAUUGCAGUUAAUAUUGCAAUAAUCUAAAUUAAGGUUUAAAAAAAUAAAAGAUAUUAAGUUGUUAAGUGCUUAGUUUACAAGCGUUUUUGUGUAUUGUUGUUAAGUCGAUAAAUAUUAUUGUGUAUGCUACCAACCUUAAAUUUUUCUGUACUUAAUAAUAUUUACUUGUACUCAAUUUCUCAAUAUGUAUAAGUGGCCUGACGAGAGUAUUUACUUAGCAAUUAAAAUCAACAUUAUUAAUGUUAUAAUCAUAGAAUGAAAAAAUAAAGACAUGAAUUUUAAUUUUUAAAUCUUUGGCUUUGGUUUUUAAUCCCAAUCUUUCCUGUCUAGUAGACAUUAAUAUUACGGAAGAAGUUUCAGUUGAAAUGAUUUAGAUAGACAUCGUCAAGGUGAUGGAAUAAGACUAAUUAUAAGUCAAACAAUAAGGAAACAUACUCACAUAUUUACUUCAUCAACGUGACUUCUUCAAUUGACUUUGUAUAUUCUUCAAUCAUUGGAAUGGUAAAUAAACGUCAAGUAGUCAUCACAAGACAACAUCCAUCAACGACUUAAAAUCACGACUUGUUCCUAAACUUCAAGAUAUAUAGAUGCGCUCAUACAAAAAUAUCGCAGUUUUUAAACGUCAAAAAUUUGAAUUUUCUAAAAACACUAACACUAUAAAAGAAAAUUUUUAAUUUUUGUUUUGCAAAAUUUUCAACUUUCUGUUAAGUUUUGUUGAUACAGGAGUAUUGCAAAUGCUUUGCUAUAAUUUAAAGAAACUGACUUAAGACAAAUGUUGUUGCAUCUGUCGAUAUUUAAAUGAAAACUUGAAAAUAGAAAAUUUUAAAAAUUUUUGUUUGUAUAAGUACACAAAAAAUAGUAUGGUCGAGUAUGGUCAAGUAUACUCUGUAUGAGCCCAUCUAUAUAUCUUGC
Chironomus riparius is the source of this 2460-nucleotide messenger RNA. The record is from the annotation of a GenBank genome assembly. Lineage: Eukaryota; Metazoa; Arthropoda; Insecta; Diptera; Chironomidae.